UGGCGCGUUGGAUCAUGGCUUGACAGUGCAACAGUGGAGUACUCCACUCUACAGCAGAGAGACAGCAUCCUGGUGAGCUUCACCUCUGUCUAGAGAGGCAGACAGCAUCCUGCUGAGCUUCAUCUCUGUCUAGAGAGACAGACAGCAUCCCGCUGAGCAUUACCUCUGUCCAGGGAGACAGACUUCAAUCUAAUGAGCUUCACCUCAUUCCAGAGUGAGACAUCCUUCUGCUGAGCUUCACCUCAGUCCAGAGAGAGAGAGACCGCAUCCUACUGAGCUUGAACUCUGUUCACAGAGACAGGGACCAUUCUACUGAGUUUCAUCUCUGUCUAGAGAGAGAGACAGCAUUCCACUAAGCUUCCAUCCUGUCCAGAAAGAGAGAGACACCAUUCUGCUGAGCUUCACCCGUCUCCAAAGAGAGCAUCAGAGUAAGAAACAGUGAGGGUUUCUCAAACCACUAAGCUGAUUGAGAAACAGGAAGAGACAAGAAAAUAAGGAAGAGAUAUAAACACCCAUAGACAUUUAGAAGGAAGACAGUGAUAGAGAUAUAAAGCAAACCGCCUGUGGACGAGCCAGCAUCCCGGGGAUGCAGAGGGAUUGCAGGAGGAGUUGCUGAGUAUAGCAGCAGCCCAAGGAGGCAAGACAGACAACACGUUCCAGGGAGGGACUGUUGGCUCUGCCCCCUUGUGGAGGAUGAAGAAGCACUCAGCCAGAGUGGCUCCUCUCAGCUCCUACAGCUCCCAGGUCCUUACCUGCCACAUCUCUGAAGGAGAGGAGGGCUCUGAGUCUCACGCCGACACCCCAGGCAGCGAGACCAGUGCGGAGGGGACAUCGUACCAGGCGUUUGCUAACACGUUGCUGAAGGUGCUGGCGGGCCUCCUGUUUGUCCUUUGUGUCUCCUCCUCCUGGGUGGGCACCACUCAGUUGGUCCAGCUCACCUUCAAGUCCUUCUCCUGCCCCUUCUUUAUCUCCUGGUUCAGCACCAACUGGAACAUUCUCUUCUUCCCUCUCUACUAUGGAGGCCAUCUGGUCACCACCCGGGACAAGCAGACACCGAUACAGAAAUUCAGAGAGUGCAGCAGGCUUUUCGGAGAAGAUGGGAUGACCCUCAAGCUGUUCCUGAAACGGACAGCCCCGUUCUCCAUCCUGUGGACCUUGACAAACUACCUGUACCUGUUGGCCCUGAGGAAGCUGACCGCUACUGAUGUUUCAGCCCUAUACUGCUGCCACAAGGCCUUUGUCUUCCUGCUUUCCUGGAUCGUCCUGAAGGACCGCUUCAUGGGUGUGCGGAUUGUGGCAGCCAUAAUGGCAAUCACAGGCAUUGUCAUGAUGGCCUAUGCAGAUGGUUUCCAUGGUGACUCCAUCAUAGGUGUGGCCUUGGCUGUGGGCUCUGCUUCCACAUCCGCUCUCUACAAGGUGCUAUUUAAGAUGUUUCUGGGCAGCGCCAACCUGGGUGAGGUGGCUCACUUCCUCUCUACCAUGGGUGUCUUCAAUCUUCUCUUCAUCUCCUUCAUCCCACUCAUUCUCUACUUCACCAAAGUGGAGCACUGGGGCUCUCUGUCCUCACUGCCCUGGGGAUACCUGUGUGGCCUGGCUGGACUCUGGCUGGUGUUCAAUAUCCUGGUUAAUGUUGGCGUGGUGCUCACCUACCCCAUCCUUAUCUCAAUAGGGACACUACUCAGUGUGCCCGGAAAUGCAGCGGUAGACGUGUUGAAACACGAGGUGAUCUUCAGUGUGGUGCGCCUGGCUGCCACCUGCAUCAUCUGCCUGGGCUUCCUGCUGCUGCUGCUUCCGGAGGAGUGGGACUCGGUCACCCUGCGCUUCCUCGCCGCCUUCGCGGACAAGAAGUCUGAGGAGCACGGGGAGGAGCUGACAGAGUCCAGUAUCCACACGCGCAGUCGCAGCCGAGCCAACGGAGCAGUCUCAAUCCCUUUGGCAUGACCCCUGACCUCCAGUGUUCUGUCCCAUCACUGAGCAUGACUCUGGCGCAGGCAACAAACUGAGAGAAACUGUCAAAGGUCUGUCACUUUCCCCAGCGACUGCUGGGAGUAAAAUUAGAUUUUUUUUUUAAAGAAAGGAAAUGUUGGAAAGUGUUAUUUACUUUCUUAAAAUCCUCAACAGGCCUCGUGCACGCCCUUAGACCAUGUUAGCCCAGCCUUGAACUUACUCCAUGGACUUUAUUCUGUGAAUAUGAAUAUUGACAGGGCCAGUUUGGCUCAAUCCUAUCUGUAUUUAUUGAAUUAACUCAGAGGUGUAUCAAUAGAGUAUUUACAUUUUACUUCUUAUAUAUGAUUAUCUAGAGGAACGUUUGGAAAAUACACUAUGCUUAAUGUACAGGCUCUUUUUUAAUAAAAGAAUAAAGGACGUGUCA
Messenger RNA from Esox lucius (northern pike), 2371 nucleotides. RefSeq names its product solute carrier family 35 member F4 (gene slc35f4). The transcript has 7 exons. Gene Ontology annotation, cellular component: membrane. Bases 694 to 1941 code for a protein of 415 amino acids. NCBI's taxonomy places the organism in Eukaryota, Metazoa, Chordata, Actinopteri, Esociformes, Esocidae. The record is from RefSeq and is a predicted model, not a curated record.